AUGUCGACCGAAUAUUCUGAGAAAAUGCAGGCUACGGAGCCGUACGCGGAGGAACAGCAGGGUGAACUGGUCAACGCCUCCGGUCAUCGUCAGGAGGUCGAUCGGAACUUCAGUCUCAUCAGUCUUUGCGCUAUCGCCGUCACGACUGGUAACACUUGGAUCGCUCAGGGUGGUAGUGUGGUGACGGCAUUGAGUAACGGUGGCCUGGCUGGAUGUCUUUAUGAAUUCAUCGCCGUCUCGAUUUGUUAUUGGAUGGUCGCCGCUUCUAUUGCCGAGCUGGCAUCUGGUAUGCCCUCUGCCAGUGGUGUUUACCACUGGGCUUCUAUCACUGCUGGCAAGCAUGGUCGUAUCUGCGGUUUCUUCGCCGGUUGGUGGAACUGUCUGGCUUGGAUCCUGGGUGCCGCCUCCAUGUCUUUGAUCAUGGCCCAGCAGCUUGUCUCCAUGUAUGCUUUGAUGCAUCCCGGCUUCCAGGUCCAGACCUGGAAUACGUUCGUGACCUUUCUUAUCUGUACCUGGGUGUGCUGCUGCAUUGUUCUCUUCAUGAACCGCUUCUUGCCAUACAUCGGUAACAUCGGCAUGUUUUUCAUCCUUGCUGGUGUCUUCGUUACCAUCAUCGUUUGUGCCGUCAUGCCUUACGUCAACGGUGUCGGAUACAGGAGUGACGAGGCUAUCUGGACAGAGUGGACCAACGAGACCGGCUACUCGCAGCAGGGCUUUGUCUUCGUCAUGGGUAUGCUGAACGGUGCUUACAGUGUCGGUACUCCCGACUGCUCUUCACACCUGGCCGAGGAGAUUCCUCACCCUAGCCGCAACAUCCCCAAGGCCGUGCUGGCUCAGAUGGGUGUCGGAUUCAUCACCGGUCUCCUUUACAUGAUUGCCAUCUUUUACUCCAUCCAGAACCUCGACGACGUCGCCAACAGCAGCUACAACUUCCCUCUCGCCGAGAUCUACUACCAGGCCACCGGAUCUCGUGGCGGUGGUCUCGGUCUCCUGAUUGUCGCCUUCAUUCCGACCCUCAUCACCGCAACCGGCUGCUACAUCACCGCCGGCCGCACUUUGUGGACCAUCUCCCGCGACCGUGCCACCCCCUUCCCGAACUGGCUCGGACACAUCAACACCAAGUUCCACAACCCUUUCAACGCAACCCUCGUCUGUGGCUGCGUAGUCACCGUUCUCGCUUGCAUCUACCUCGGUUCGACAACUGCCUUCAGCGCUUUCGUCGGAUGUUUCGUCCAGCUAUCCAGUCUUUCGUACUUCAUGGCUAUCUUCCCUCACAUCCUUACCCGUCGCAGCUCGUUCGUGCCGGGUUUCUUCUUCAUGAACAACACGAUUGGCUUCGUUAUCAACAUCCUCUCUUGCAUCUACAUUCUCGCUUUCGUCGUCAUCUUCUGUUUCCCCUACGCUCUGCCCGUUGCUGCUGCCUCGAUGAACUACGCCAGUCUGAUGACUGGUGGCUUGUCCAUCUUUGUCGCGAUCUGGUGGUUCGUUCGCCAAGGCGAAUACGAGGGACCUAAGAAUAUUCCCCUGACCGACAAGGCUCUUAUGGAGGAUGCCCAGUAA
Molecule: messenger RNA, 1560 nt
Organism: Penicillium longicatenatum
Lineage: Eukaryota; Fungi; Ascomycota; Eurotiomycetes; Eurotiales; Aspergillaceae
Exons: 2
Coding region: 1-1560 (519 amino acids)
Biological process (GO): transmembrane transport
Cellular component (GO): membrane
Molecular function (GO): transmembrane transporter activity
Source: RefSeq, a predicted model, not a curated record